Molecule: messenger RNA, 2145 nt
Organism: Glarea lozoyensis ATCC 20868
Lineage: Eukaryota; Fungi; Ascomycota; Leotiomycetes; Helotiales; Helotiaceae
Exons: 2
Coding region: 1-2145 (714 amino acids)
Source: RefSeq, a predicted model, not a curated record
AUGACUGACUGCGAAAAUGAGAUUUCGCUACCUGAUGACCUGCGUUUUUUGAGUGGGGAAGAAGACAAACCACUGUGCGCAGUGUGUCGCUCGAUAUCCUUUUCACAAUUGAGGUCGAGUUCCGGAUUCGAGUAUAAGGGCGGAGAAAAAUCAAUAUCUGGCAAGGAAACUUUCUGUCCCCUUUGUAUGUUCUUGCGAGAUUUUGUGACCGAGAAGUUGACUUCACACGCUGCGAGAAAGUUCUCAUUCGGAAAAGAGCAAUGGCUCCGGCUCCGUGUUGAUCCAUACACCAGACGGCUGCAAUUUCCAGAUAUACGUAUCGCAAUCUUGGAUGGCGACUACGAAGUCGAUGACGAGAAGUCACAAAAUAGUGCCACGGCCCCUGACUAUUCUCCAUCUCGUCUCGACAGAGCAAAGAAGAGUCUCAGGAUUGACCUACAUAUUAACAAUCUUGCUUGCGAUAUAGUGGUUUCUCUGACUGUGGAUCCUUCAUCUCCAAUAUCUCAUCUUUUCCAUCGAAAGACAGUCCCAGAUGAUGCAAGUUCAGACGUCAGUUUCAGCAGGAUUCAGAGUUGGAUUAUGAAAUGUGAUCCAAUGAAGUGCAUGACAGAAUACACCUCCCCCGAAAACCUACCAACGAGACUUAUUGAUGUUGGCACAACCACGUGUAAAGACUCACUUCGAUUGAUAAUUACUGCGGAAACGAAUAUUGUUCCCCACGAGAGUCGAUACAUUGCAUUAAGUUAUUGCUGGGGCUCAAAGUCAACUGCUCCAUCCAUCACAACAACAGCGGUUACGCUAGCGUCAAGACAAAAUGGCCUGGUCUACGACGAAUUACCGCGCACCUUUCAGGAUGCAAUUUUGAUGGCUCGAAAAUUAGGGGUUCGAUACCUGUGGAUAGAUGCGUUAUGCAUCCUACAAGGAAAAGACGAAGAGGCGAGAGCGGAUUGGCGAAAGGAAUCAUCACGAAUGGCUGAAGUUUACAGCAGAUCAUACUUGACGAUAGCAGCUGCAAGUUCCUCGAACGUUCAUGGUGGUAUACUGAAAAGGAAAUUGCCGGAUAGCGUAAGCAAAAGCGUCAAGUUACGGCUCUCUUCUUUCGAGGCCCCAGAAUACAAUGGAGAGGUAUCUUUGGGACCUGUUAGACAAUUCCGCGAAUGCAUGGACGAGCCGUUAUAUCGACGAGCUUGGACUUUACAAGAACGAGUCCUAUCAUCCAGAGUCCUAAUCUGCAACAUCGAUCAAUUCGUGUGGGAGUGUCAAUGCAGGAGCGAGACAGAGAGUGGAAUCGAAAUGGCUCAUGUCGGUGCCAUAAGACUCAACACUAAACACGACCUUGACACGCCUUUGAACAGCUUUCGGGAUGCUUGGCAAUGCAUCGCUACGGACUAUUCUGCAAGACUACUUUCGGUUUCUAGCGAUAAACUGCCUGCAAUCUCUGGUCUGGCAAGGAAGUUCUCCGAAGUACAUGACCAUAUCGGCGGACGCUACAUAGCAGGAGUUUGGGAGAAUAGUCUUCUCGAUGAUCUGCUAUGGUCACAUGCGCCCAUAGAUAUUGGCCACAAUGUACCGCGAGGAAGACCAAAUUGUUAUCGAGCACCUUCUUGGUCGUGGGCGAGUGUCGAUGGAAACGUUCGAUGGUUUGGGGCCGGGGAAAAUGGGGUUGGGCCUUAUCACAUUACCGUCGUAGAUUACCGUAUCGACUAUGUGGACGACGAAGACUCUUACGGCGGUGUUGUAGGCGGAUUUCUUAAAGUUGCUGGUGUUCUGACACGAUCAAAGAUCACAAAGAGCUUGAAAAUGAAUGACCGCUGGUCAUGGUAUGGACCAGGCCUCGGUUCCCAACCUCUAGUUGAUAUUGUAAUUGACGGACGACCGAAAACAUUGUCUUCUAAUUGCUUUCUGGACGUGAGUGUUGUCCCGGGACUUUCGGAGCUGGAACAUAGGCGUGCCUCGACGGGAAAUGAUGUUGAUACCUGGAUUUUACGGGUUAGAGAUGAGGCUUACUUGCUUUUAGUAGCUUGUGGGAGCGAGACGCCUGGAGAGCUAAGGAAAUUUCAAAGAUUGGGUGUUUUGUUUCGUGAGAAAUUGGGGGAGACCUAUAUUGCUGAAGACGCUCAAGAGGAGGAGUUUCUCCUGUUAUGA